Messenger RNA from Pseudozyma flocculosa PF-1, 429 nucleotides. RefSeq lists its product as uncharacterized. The transcript has a single exon. The record is from RefSeq and is a predicted model, not a curated record. The coding region runs from base 1 to 429 and encodes 142 amino acids. NCBI's taxonomy places the organism in Eukaryota, Fungi, Basidiomycota, Ustilaginomycetes, Ustilaginales, Ustilaginaceae.
AUGUCUUCGAUCCGCUCUCACCUUUCACUCGUCCUCCUACUCCUCGUCCUACUCGCCACGGUCCUGGCAGGGACCGUAUGGGGUCUGCCCAUCUCGAGGCUCGACGAUCGGGUCCUUCGUCGAAGCGGCGAAGGCGGAGGGGGACGCAGCUACCCGCUUCCGGAGCCCGGCCAGAAGAGAUACAUCCGCUACAGCGAUCGGCCUCCUCGCGUCGCGCUGCCGCUGCCUCCUCCUAAGCUCUGGGGUCCGGGCCCGCACGUGUCGCAGCCGCUACCCCGCCCGCCGCAGAACAGCAGAGCCGCCACCCGUACCGCACUCCCCGUCGUCGAGGGUGCGCGCAGCUACCCGCUUCCGGAGCCCGGCCAGACGAGGUUCAUCCGGUACAGCGAUCGGCCUGCGCGCGUCCCGCUGCCACUGCCCCCCUCCUAA